UGGACCGUGGUCCACUAUUAUUCAGCAGAAUACAUGACAGGCGUUUCAUUUUGAAACGCGCUAUGUAGCCUAGGUAUUCUCGGUGUAUUGCUUUAAUACCUAAACCUUUAUUAAUAAGUGGUUUGGUAGUCUUUCUUUCCCUACAAAUUCUUUCAGUGAGACAACUGUCAAGUAAAAAGGAAUAAGAAAAGGGUCUUUAUGAAAUAAGGUCUCGGAUUGCAUGCUUUGGACAUUUUAGGGGUGUAAGCCUAUGUCUACUUUCCACAGGCCUACGUUUCUCGUUUAUUGUCCUCUGUGUAAAGUGCCUCAUGCCAAAUAGGACAGCCUUUAUAUUAAUGGGGUUCAGACUCUGCUGCUUAUUUUAGUCCCUGUAGAUCCCCGUUGUUUUGGCCUUCAUAAUCCGGAGGAUUAUUUAAUAUUGUACUUUCUAAUGCUUUUGACACAUUUUAUCAUUUUUAACACGGAAGAAAACCAAGAUCCAACGUUGGACAUGGAGCCCACAGAAAACACUGUUCUCACAGAACACGAUGGACCAACAAGGAGCAUGUCGCGGACACAGAUCUUCACAUUAAUAUCCGUGGCUUCUGUCAACUUUGGCUCAAUGAUCUGCUAUUCAAUACUUGGCCCGUUCUUCCCCAACGAGGCGGUCAAUAAGGGAGCCAGCCAGACGGCCAUCGGGCUCAUAUUCAGCUGUUAUGCGUUCAGCAACAUCAUUGGUGCGCUGCUAAUGGGGACAUAUAUUGUCCAGAUUGGUGCAAAAUUCAUGCUUGUGUCAGGCCUGUUUGUGUCAGGAGGAUGCACUAUCAUGUUUGGAUUCCUUGACAGAGCUCCCUCGGGGACGGUGUUCAUCACUCUCUGCUUCAUUGUGCGGAGCAUCGACGCCAUUGGCUUCGCUGCUGCCGCAACCUCUUCCAUCGCAUUGGCAUCUAAAGUCUUUCCAAACAAUGUAGCGACUGUAUUGGGUAGUUUGGAGAUGUUCACCGGACUGGGUCUCAUUCUGGGGCCUCCUUUAGGAGGCUGGCUGUACCAGGCUUACGGAUACGAGCUUCCCUUCCUUGUUCUGGGCUGUAUCCUACUGCUGAUGGUUCCAUUCAACAUCAUCGUCAUGCCCAGCUGCGCUGCGGAGCCCUCUGAGAAUUCCUUUUUGCAAUUGCUGAAAGUCCCCAAAGUAUUGCUCAUCUGCUUCUUCAUGUUCAGCUUAAGCUCAGGCCUGGGCUUCCUGGACACUACCUUGUCCCUGUACGCGAUUGAGAAGUUCGGUCUUACCCCGGGCUAUGUGGGCCUCCUCUUCCUGGGGGUCUCCUUACCUUACGGUCUGAGCUCGCCAGUUUUCGGUUUCUUUGCUGAUAAAUAUCCUACCUCAAGACGUUGGUUCUUGAUUCUCGGUGGCCUUCUCUCAGGGCUCUGUUUCUGUUUUCUUGGUCCAGCGCCGUUUCUCCACAUUACCAGCCAGCUGUGGUUGUUGAUCUUCUUGCUGUGCGUGAUUGGCUUUGGUUUGGGCCUUAGUCUCAUGCCUAGCCUACCAGAGAUCAUUGCCGCGGCACAUGAACAGGGCUUUGAAGAUGGACUUAGCACUCUGGGAAUGGUGUCUGGACUCUUUGGGGCCUGUUGGUCCAUGGGGAUGUUUUAUGGACCCAUGAUGGGUGGCGUUCUCACUCAACAUCUAACCUUUGAGUGGGCUGCAACUAUCCAAGGAGGGCUUUCAGUUCUGGCUGCCACACUACUUGGAUUGUAUUAUCAAUAUGAACACUUAAAGAAGCGCAGUAUUGCAAAGGAAACUGGAAAUAGUUUUGUAAGAGAAGGAGGGAAUCUUUUGGCCUAAGCAAUCGGUCCUUACAAACAGCUAAAGAAGACGCUUCCUGAGGUAUAUGGUCCAGAGAUGGCUAUGAUUGGCAUAAAUCUGUAAGCUGCAUUAAAUACUUUUUUAUUUUUUAUUUAGUUGGGAAGUGCACAGGUAACUGGAAACGAUAGUCCAAGGGAAACUGCGGAAGAAGCCACUGUGAUGUGGUGUUAGAUGACACUGUGAUGUGGGGUUAGAAGCCUGGAUACAUAGACCAGAUCUUAUGAUUCAAACCUACAGUGAUUUCCAUAACGUACUAGCCCACCAGAACCCCCUGCCCACUAAGCUUCAGAGAGUGGUGGUGGUUUACCGGACAGUUUGAUCCUUCAUGUAUGAGCCGGGCUUAGCAAAAUCAUAAAAGAAAAUGACCCUUGUGAUUGUAUUCCAGUUCCAACCUACUUCUGUUUGUAAAUUGGAAAUUAAAACUCAAAUUACAGAAGUU
Gadus morhua (Atlantic cod) is the source of this 2282-nucleotide messenger RNA. Its product is annotated as MFS-type transporter SLC18B1. The coding region runs from base 431 to 1822 and encodes 463 amino acids. Gene Ontology annotation, biological process: transmembrane transport. Gene Ontology annotation, molecular function: transmembrane transporter activity. The transcript is spliced from 14 exons. The record is from RefSeq and is a predicted model, not a curated record. NCBI's taxonomy places the organism in Eukaryota, Metazoa, Chordata, Actinopteri, Gadiformes, Gadidae.